ACGGGAUGUUGGGAUGGGAUGAUGAGGAGCUCUGCUGUGGACAAGAAACGAGAGCUUCACUGAAACAGAGGCGCGGACCAAGGAACGAAACACGGCUGAGUCACUGCUGCUGAAGAGGAAGGUCUGGAGAGGGAGCGACAGAGGAGGAGGUGGCGGGGGAGGGGGAGACCAAGAAGGAGGGAGGCUCCGAGAUAAACCACAACAGGAAGCGGCGAACACGCAUCAAACACACACACUGAGCCCGUGUGCACGCGCAGGCCGGGGAGAGACUGCGCGAGAGACGAGCCAGCGAACGAGAGGGAGAAGAAGAAGAAGAAGAAGAAGAAGGGAGGGAGAGUGACACGGAGGCUGGGAGAGCCGCCCCCCUCCUCCCCUCUCUCUCUGUGGAGCAGGCGUGUAGCGGCAUCACACUCCGAGUGAAGGAACCAUGAGCGAUGUCACCAUCGUCAGAGAGGGAUGGCUCCAGAAACGGGGUGAAUACAUAAAGAACUGGCGCCCGCGGUACUUCCUGCUGAAGACAGACGGUUCCUUCAUUGGUUACAAAGAGAAACCUCAAGACGCAGACCUGCCCUUCCCGCUCAAUAACUUCUCUGUCGCAAAAUGUCAGCUGAUGAAGACAGAGAGGCCCAAACCAAACACCUUCAUCAUACGCUGUCUGCAGUGGACCACCGUCAUCGAGAGGACGUUCCACGUGGACACUCCUGACGAAAGGGACGAGUGGACGGACGCCAUUCAGACGGUGGCCGACAAGCUCCAGAGACAAGAAGAAGAACGGAUCCAGUGCAGCCCCACCUCCAACAUCGACAACAUGGUGGAGGAGGAAAUGGACAUCUCCACCACGCACCACAAACGCAAGACGAUGAGCGACUUCGAUUACCUGAAGCUUCUCGGUAAAGGAACGUUCGGCAAAGUCAUCCUGGUCCGAGAGAAGGCCAGCGGGAAGUACUACGCCAUGAAGAUCCUGAAGAAAGAAGUCAUCAUCGCCAAGGAUGAAGUGGCGCACACGCUCACAGAAAGUAGAGUACUGAAGAACACCAGGCAUCCGUUUCUCACCUCGCUCAAGUACUCGUUCCAGACAAAAGACCGGCUCUGCUUCGUUAUGGAGUACGUAAACGGGGGAGAGCUGUUUUUCCAUUUGUCCAGAGAGAGAGUUUUCUCCGAGGAACGAACGCGAUUCUACGGCGCCGAGAUCGUGUCUGCGCUGGACUAUCUGCACUCGACCAAGAUAGUGUACAGAGACCUGAAGUUAGAAAACCUGAUGCUCGACAAAGACGGGCACAUCAAGAUCACGGAUUUUGGCCUGUGUAAAGAGGGAAUCACAGACGCCGCCACCAUGAAAACCUUCUGUGGAACGCCGGAGUAUCUCGCCCCCGAGGUCCUGGAGGAUAACGAUUACGGCCGUGCGGUGGACUGGUGGGGUCUGGGCGUGGUCACGUACGAGAUGAUGUGCGGACGUCUGCCGUUUUAUAACCAGGACCACGAGAAGCUGUUCGAGCUCAUCCUGAUGGAGGACAUCAAGUUCCCCCGGACGCUCUCCGCCGACGCCAAGUCUCUGCUGUCGGGGCUGCUCAUCAAAGACCCCAACAAGAGACUCGGAGGAGGACCCGACGACGCGAAAGAAAUAAUGAGACACAAUUUCUUCACUGGAAUCGACUGGCAGGACGUCUAUGAUAAAAAGCUGGUCCCUCCCUUUAAGCCUCAGGUGACGUCAGAGACAGACACCAGAUACUUCGACGAGGAGUUCACGGCUCAGACCAUAACCAUAACGCCGCCGGAGAAAUUUGAUGAGGACGGUAUGGACUGUUUGGACAAUGAGAGACGGCCGCACUUCCCGCAGUUCUCCUACUCGGCCAGCGGGCGGGAGUAGAGCGGCCCGAACGAGGCGACGUCGCGUGGGGUCGCCGCGGGGACUCUUGCCCGACCGGAUGGAUUUGGUCUUUUAUGGUUCUCAUCAUCACUUCCUCCUCUCAUUUUCACAUUUCCAUGACGAGAUACUAAACACGGUCAAAAACUCCAAACUCCAACUUCGUCCGGCGACCUCUGGGGGGCACUAGAGCGAGUCAGCGUCGGCGCUAACCUGUUGCGAUUUGAGCCGCUCCUGCAGUUAACCAAACACACGAGUUAAAUGUUGUCGUUUCUAUUUCUUUUUACCGUAGAACUAGAGUUUGUUCAACCCAAACUGCCAUAAGUGGUUGUAUCUCAGGCUUUUUUGCAAGUCGUGACUCAAUCCUUGCAAAGACGUAAUUUCGGAUUGAACACGGAAGCGGCGGAAAUAGUGUAAAUCACACCACCUCAUACUGUAGACACAAGCAGGAUUCGACUCAGGUGUAGCUCUGUGCAAUCCAUUCUUAUCGUUGCUGCUACUACAACUACUACAACUACUACAGGUACUACCACAACGUCUCCUCCGCCGUCUACUACUACUACUUCUACUUCUUCUUCUUCUUCUUCUCCCACUGCAACUAGUGAAACCCCCGGUGCUACGCUACACAGGCUACGGAUCAUAACACGACCGCUAAGCUAACACGGUACAAAUCUAUGUUAUGACUAUUUGUACGGCUUUGUACGUCUAAGGAGCGCGCCUCAAAUCACAACACGGCUAACGCUGACGCCGCGCCCGAGCCCGUUACGCGCAGAAAGGCCCGUCGACAGAAAUUUGGGGGCCCCCGGGUCAACGAAACUCACACGGGGCCCCCCUCCUGCUAACGUAAAUGAACAGCCCCCUGCCCACAAUGCAACGCAGUUUCUCAGAGGUGAAAAUAAGAGGAAAAAGGUUUGUUUUUGCGAUUCUGGGUUGGUUCUCUGAGGUUUUUUUUGUUUUGUUUUGUUCAAAAGUCCCAACUCCCCCUCCUGCAAAAAAAAAAAGGGACAAAAGGUACUUCGUGUCCAUGUUGGAAAAGCUUUACUGUGACAUAUUGGUUACCGUGACUCCAAGAACGAAAUGUUUCUAAUGUGAUCGCUUACACGUACUCGAACACGCGAGGGGUUUAUAUCCAAGGGUUUUUUGAGAAUCUGUUGAAGUAUGCAUCAACAACUUAUGAGUUUACAUCGAUCACAGCAAUUGCUACUAUAUAUAUAUAUAUGUUCUAUUUAUUGUUCCUUGGUUUUAUAUUUAACUUUUUCUAUUGUAUUAUGAUUCUAUAAAAAAGAGAACUUUGUUAUUUCUUAGGGCUGAGUGAAAAAGGCCUCAAGAAACAAAAUGGCUGACGAAUGUAGAGGGAAAGCGGAUCGCCUUCCUGUUCCAUGUGUUUGUUUUGUUUUUUGUGUUUUGUGACCAAAUUGUGACAACGGGAGGCGACAGGACGCACUCAACACGAUGUAAAUGUCUUUAUUUAGAGUCAGACUGGGGUGACCAAAUGUUCGGAAUUCAAAACUGGGACGUAUCCGAGUUUGGACGGUUGGUAUAACUCAAACUGUGAAAACUUUGUCCGUUCUCGAGGGGACGUGACUCAUUUUCAAGCACGAUUUUUAUUUUAGCCAUAGACUGUGUAAAUAAGUGGGCUAAAUGAGUGUAAUGUCAAAUAAAACUCAUCGAGGCUAGCAGUUAUUGCGGUUAGCAACGCUGUAGGAGCAACCUCGGGGAAAGAAGGCGCCCGAUUUGUCUGUUAUUAAUGUUUAUAUCUUGAUUUUCUGACAAAAUAGCGAAAUAAAAACACCAGGAUCAUGUAGAGGGUUAAUACGAACAUUUAAGACCAGAAUGACGAUGUAAAGUGAAUUGGAGCCUGAGUCGAUGGAGCUGGAAGCGCGCACAUGAUCACUUCCU
Periophthalmus magnuspinnatus is the source of this 3763-nucleotide messenger RNA. RefSeq names its product v-akt murine thymoma viral oncogene homolog 3a (gene akt3a). Gene Ontology annotation, molecular function: protein serine/threonine kinase activity; ATP binding. Gene Ontology annotation, biological process: protein phosphorylation. The transcript has 14 exons. The record is from RefSeq and is a predicted model, not a curated record. The coding region runs from base 428 to 1867 and encodes 479 amino acids. NCBI's taxonomy places the organism in Eukaryota, Metazoa, Chordata, Actinopteri, Gobiiformes, Gobiidae.